UGGGGAUAAAUAUAAAAUAAAAUUGAUGGCUGGAUGUGUAAAAAAAAGAAUACAUUGCAUUUUUUAGUUGCCUGAUAUAAAUGUUUGUGUAAUUAUGUUUUAUAUGAAUCAAAUAAGUGUAGCAACAUUUAUAUAUGUACGAAAUAAACGGGUUUUAUUGUUUUAAAUUUGUUGGAACAAUGUCAGACCCUUUUUUUUUUUUUUUUGGUGAAGCAGGGUCGUAUCCUAGCAACCGAUAUUAACAAACAGGAUGGAUGACAAGAUGCCGACCGAACGAGAGAAAGAAGCUUCUGCGUACCUGGAAAAACACAAAAUCUUCGAUCUCAUGAAAAACCUCACCAGCAUGCUCUUCUUUUAUAGACCCGAUGAUCCCAAAGAGUUUCUGAUCGAGAAACUCACACAGCUAAAACAAGCUCGAGAUAGUGGCCAAAAAGCACCCAGUCUCCUCAGCCCUUCUAACCUGGAUGCAGCGUUUGGUAUAGUGGACCCAGCUAAUGAAAGACAUGUCUCGUUUGCACGGUACAAACAGGCUCUCAUCUCAUUGGGCAUGAAAGACAUAAAUGAGUGUCCUGACGGCGUAAACGAAGACAAAAUAUCCUAUGAUACUUUCAUAACAGAAGGGAUGCUUAGCUUGGAGAAAUGCUCAGCGACAUACAAACAACCUUAAAUUUAAAAUUUACUCCUAAAAGUAACAGUUUCUUAGUCUCUUUAUACACUUUUGCAAUGUUUUUCCAGUAUUCGCUGUGAUACAGACCAACAUGAUUGCAUGACAUUAUUUUAUAACAAUGCAGACCCUGAUAAAUAAAAGAAUAAAACAGCAAAACAUA
This is a messenger RNA of Hippocampus comes (tiger tail seahorse), 827 nucleotides long. RefSeq names its product EF-hand calcium binding domain 10 (gene efcab10). The transcript is spliced from 4 exons. Bases 251 to 667 code for a protein of 138 amino acids. Lineage: Eukaryota; Metazoa; Chordata; Actinopteri; Syngnathiformes; Syngnathidae. The record is from RefSeq and is a predicted model, not a curated record.